Messenger RNA from Penaeus indicus, 3870 nucleotides. RefSeq names its product metabotropic glutamate receptor 1-like. The record is from RefSeq and is a predicted model, not a curated record. Gene Ontology annotation, cellular component: plasma membrane. Gene Ontology annotation, molecular function: adenylate cyclase inhibiting G protein-coupled glutamate receptor activity. Gene Ontology annotation, biological process: G protein-coupled receptor signaling pathway. The transcript is spliced from 10 exons. The coding region runs from base 283 to 1572 and encodes 429 amino acids. NCBI's taxonomy places the organism in Eukaryota, Metazoa, Arthropoda, Malacostraca, Decapoda, Penaeidae.
UGACGACACGAUGUGGCCCAGGCGCUUCCCGCUUCCUCCGUCGUCGUGAGGGGUCAGCCUCCUGAACCCCUUCCUCGCCUUCGUCUCUCCUCCAGGAACCCGUCCCUUCCUCUGUCUCUUCUAUGACUCUCGACCCCCUCUCCGUUUCCCUCUGAAAACAAAUCCUUUUCUUACCCCCUUCCACCUCGCCCUGACCCUUCACCGCCCCUUCUUCAGCGCCGCUUCCUGAAGGUAUUAUUCGAGGAUCGGCCGGACCUUCGAGCGCCGCGACGCACCUCGGAGAUGGAGGAGUUCAGCGACCUGACCACCGAGUAUUUCACCGACGUCUCCUUCAGCGAGGAUGUCUUCAGCCAGUCCUCCACAACACCCUCGGCGGUUGAAGUCGGCAAUGCGGACGGGGAUGACGUGACGACCCCGGUCAACAGCAGCAGUAUGGGUGGGUCGUACCUCCGGACGGCGCCAUGGGUCGUGCCGCUCCUCGCCGUCGCCGCCACCAACGCCGCCGCCAUCGUCGCCUUCGAGGUAUACGUCUUAGUACGAGCGUUACACGGGACGCCCUCCCGGCGCCACCUGUUCCUCGGCCAGUGCCUGCUGCUGGGGCUUCUCAUGUGCUCCCUCUCCGGCCUGCCCAUCGCCCUCUCGCCCACUCCGCUCUCCUGCGGCGCCACCAGACUCUUGGUCGGUGUGUCCAGCGCGCUGGUGUUCGCGGCUCUCCUCGUCAAGUGUGUGUUCCUCAUCUCUCUAAACUCCGGAGUCUAUCUGCCAGCCCAUUACCAGGGCCUCUUGCUCUUCUUUAUCGUCCUCGUACAGGUAAGCGUAAACAUCCAAUGGCAGUGUUCGUAUCCCGCUGCUGUUACGGUAGUGAGGGACGAGGUGUCGGGGCAGCUGCAUCUCUCCUGCGUCGCCUCCUACAGGCAGUUCCUCCUGUCUCUCAUCUACGUUAUCAUCCUUAUCAUAGCAGUUGCUGCGUUAGCUAUUAAGUGCCGCGGCAUCCGCGAAAACUACCGCGAGGCGUCGUACAUCGGCGCGGCGCUGGGACUCGUGCUGCCGCUGUGGCUUUCGUGGACGCUGGCGGGGCUGAUCCUGCCGGCCAGCGUCCAGCCCGCCUGCCUCGGCUUCGGAAUGGUCGCCACCGCCACCAUCGUCUUCGUGGUCAUGUUUAUUCCUAAGGGUCGUCAGCUCGCGGCCGUGGGCAAAGAGGGCCUUUACAAGGAGGACCGCGACGACCGGAUGUCCACGCUGUCCGGCGGCGCAAGAUACUCGCCCUCUUUCUUCCUCUUCAAACCCAUUAAGCCUCCCAAGGAGAUCCUGCGCCCGGCCAACUCCAUAUACAAGACUCAUUUCUCAGAUAUGUUCGGUUACGGCGCACUCCCUCCACCCACCCAGCUACCGCCCCCCGCACCUCACUACUGGCCGCCACUGCACUAUUACCACCAUUACUAUCCAGGCGUGAGUCGAGGCGACGAGGGGGUGUACACCAGCAUAGAGCGACCUGCGCCUGAUUUCGCAGUCUCCUCCAACCCGAACUUCUACUUAUUUCGUUCCCACAGUCAUGCUGGGAUGAUGUACUAGCUACAGCUUAUGAACCACUGCAAGCUGAUGCAGGGUAGGCUACGAUCCCGAGGAGACCGACGGUAGUGGCAUCAGAAUAUCACUUCGACAGAUGGCUUGUUGUGUGGCCUAAUAUUAUUACCGUCACCUUGUUUGCAAAAUAAAUGGUGAAGUGCUAUAAACAUCCAGUAAAAUGGCCAUACACUGUGUUAUUACAAGAUGUCGAUGAUGUGUGAAGCAGCAACGUACAUAGUGAGGAUAAUCUGCCACUACAAGGUUAUGGAACAUGAGCCAUUCUUAACGAUGCUUGUGAUGUAAACAUAACGAUGCAUUGCCAACCCAUCACCGUUUAAGUAGUAAGGUGUCCGAUUGAAUUAAUGGAUAUUUGUACAAGAAUUGUGAUAGUGAAACAACUUUAAACAUGAUAUUUACAUAUUUUGACUUUUUAUCUGUAUGCAAAAGAGGUUGCCUGUGACCUCACUACGCCCAGUGCCCCAUGAGCUGAUAUUUUAGGCUGUCAAUUUUCGGUAUUCAUUAUCUUCUGAGGACCAUCGUGGCCUGUGGGAGCAUGUUGUUGAAUAUUGAAUACCUGGACACAUCACUCUAAAAUAUAUUGCCAAGGUGAAUUUAUAGUCAUUGUGAGUUGUAUACAAAUUGCAGUUCGUUCUUGAGAGGAUAUGAUCGUGGUACUGAUCAAAAUGACAAAGUUUCAACCGAAGACAAACAUCAGUAUUAGAUACGUUUCUGUGUAACUCAUUUCUGUGGAUUUAGUCUUAACAUGCAAUUGCCGUGACGGCGUAAUGCUGAGUGAUAUUUUGAUUAUGCCAUGUUAUUCAUCUGUAUGUUUAUCUUUAUGUGAUUAAACUUUUUGUGACUACUUUGUCCAUAAUAUUGCACACACACAUACAAACAAACAAACAAACAUAUACACAAAGUUACAUUUACACAGUUUACACUUGCACAUAUACAUGCACAAACACACAUACACAAACAUACACACACACAUACACACAUACACACACACACACACAAACACAGUGUGUGUAUAUAUAUAUACUUGUGUGUGUGUGUGUGUACAUUGUGUGUGUAUCUGUGUGUAUACAUAUAUAUACGUGCAUGCAUAUUACAUACCCAUACAUACACAUACUUAGUAUCUACUGAACAUUUUAUAGAUAAUGCAAUCAAUCAGUGACAAUCAGCUCAUAUCACUCUUCCCUAUACAUGAUACAAUAGAAUGAAUUACGGAAAUAAAUGAAUCCACACCCCAUAUCCUCCAACCCUUAAUAGAAAAAAGACACCACUUCCAGUUUCAGGUCAAGUAAUACGUGGCCAAGGUGCAUUUCCUGUGCGCUCUUCUAUUCCUGAUGCUCACAGCGCAAAGAUGCUACCCUCAAACUCGGCGAAAAUUAUGUCUCCCUUUCGAGGUAUUUCGAAAUCUAUUUGGACUUUGGUGUACUUCGGUAUAUAGCCUUGUCAUAGUCUAUAUAUCUGUAAGUUCUUCUCACUCCGAUUUCUCAUGUCUUCGGUAUUUGGUGAAAUGUUUCUUUUGGAAGAAGUGUCGAAAAUGUGAAAAAAAACACUCCAUUAUUGUAAGGUUAUUGAUCAGUAAGCAGUGCCGUAAUGAUAAAAGCUUAUAUCAUUAGUUGAUUAAUACAUUGCUUUGUAACUCAUAACAUUCAUAAAAUAUUUUCUCAUGUAUUCGUAAUCAUAUGCAGAAGCUUUGAUUCAAUCCGGUCAUAUUUGACUCAACCCUCGCAACUUUUUACAGCGUUUCUUUAACUUAUUUGUAUAAAUCUCGACUUUUGUUUCAUUCUCUCUAAGAGACUGUUCGUACUGCAAAUGCAGGCUGCAACAUUAUUGUUACUUCGUACAGGAUAAAAUUAUAAAUUUCACUCUUCUGUAUUUCCUUAACAUUUGGCCCAAUAUAUCGAUUGAGAGAAAGAAUGAAAUAUAGCAUGCAUAUAGAAUAACAGUGUCAUUCAAACCUUAACACGAAACGAAACAUUAGAAAUUCGAAAUAGAUUUUAAGAUAAGUACAUCCUCUCGCUUUCUUUGCCUUCAAACUGCACUCCUGAUCUUUCGCUGUUAUGUUUGCCUCGUCUCUCUGGCUCUUUCCACGCUCUUUCUUUCUAAUUUUUUUUUCUGAAAUCCGCAGACUUUAUAAGAAUAAUGCCAAUUGGUAUUUUUAAAUGUGUCCAUUUCCCAUGUGCAUUUUAUACAUAGAUUGUACAGCAUUGUAUAUAAGUGAUCACCUAUAAAUACUAUACAUACAUAUAGGGUGUUCUGUAGUUGUAAUUUAAUAAAAUAUAAACAAUUCUA